This is a messenger RNA of Manihot esculenta (cassava), 3791 nucleotides long. RefSeq names its product autophagy-related protein 18f-like. The record is from RefSeq and is a predicted model, not a curated record. Lineage: Eukaryota; Viridiplantae; Streptophyta; Magnoliopsida; Malpighiales; Euphorbiaceae. Gene Ontology annotation, molecular function: protein binding. Gene Ontology annotation, biological process: response to starvation; autophagy. Gene Ontology annotation, cellular component: cytoplasm.
AACUCCAACUUUGAAAAUUUCCUAAAAAAAGAAGUAGAACUCUGAAAACAGAUAGAGACGUAAACCAUUGUCUUUUCCCUCUCCCAAAAUACAUCCUUUCUCAUCUAUUCAUUAUCCAUUCACUGUCUCUCUAGAUCACCUCUGCUAAUUUCCCUUAAAACAAUUCAAUCUCUCUGUAUCAUAAAAUUGGGAUUUUACUUUUACAUAUGUAUCCCAAAAUCUUAUAAUAUUGUAAAUAUUACACUACAACUAUAAAAUUUGGUUCGAAUUCAAAAAUAUUUAUUGGUUUGUUAUUUUUUUUCAUUUGUUUUAGAAAGGAAUUGUAAUCCAUCUUGGAAAGAAAGUCCUAUCUAUUGUAGUUUUUAAUUUUUUAUGUUUUUUUUUUUGGAAAGCCUUAAGAGGUGAACUGGGUUUUGUUUAGAUUUGUUUCUCCAAGCUCCCUCUACUGGUUUAUGAUUUUUGCAAAACUCAAACUUUUUAAGACCAUGGAUUUCGAGACUUUAGACUGUUGGUAGUUUGGUUCCAGUUAGAAGUUUGUUUUGCUUGUUUAAUUGGGAAAUUGGACUUAUCUUUUCAAGCAAAAUCGAGGCUGACGGAUACGCUUGGAACAUGAAUUUAUUAAUCAAAGUUCAAAGGCUGUUUCCUUUUUGGAUUAGGGCUUUUUUUUUUUGUCUAAUUUUCUCUAAAUGAACGGCCUGACUCUAUGCUUAAAGCAGAAAUUGCAGAGUCGUGGACUGUAGCCAUGGUUUUAGCUGCACUUGUUUUUUGGUCUGUUGGGACUAUUAUGAGGAAGAGUACUGAUGGACAGCAGCAGAAGAAUCAGCAGGCGCGACCUAACAAUGGAUUUUUACCAAGCUCCUUCCGGGCGAUUUCGAGCUAUUUGAGGAUUGUUUCGUCUGGGGCGUCUACGGUGGCGAGGUCUGCUGCGUCUGUCGCGCAAUCCAUUGUGGAUAGAGAUGAUAAUGAUAACAAUGAUCAGGUCCAGUGGGCUGGUUUUGACAAAUUAGAGGAUGGGGCUGAUGUGAUUCGACAGAUUCUCCUGCUGGGGUAUCGGUCUGGUUUCCAGGUUUGGGAUGUUGAGGAAGCUGAUAAUGUUCAUGACCUUGUUUCUAGACAUGAUGGCCUCGUUUCAUUCAUGCAAAUGCUACCGAAACCAAUAGCAUCAAAAAGGCCAGCAGACAAGCUUGCAGACAGCCGACCUGUUCUGGUAGUUUGUACUGAUGGGACCCUUUCUGGAGGUAAUACCAUUCAAGAUGGGUUACCCACUCCGUACAAUGGGAACAUCCCUAAACACUAUGAUCUGGGUAAUUUUAGUUUUGUGCCCACUGUUGUACGAUUUUAUUCCCUGAGAUCUCAAUCUUACAUACAUGAGCUGAAGUUCAGAUCAGCUGUUUGUUCUGUGAGGUGUAGCUCUCGAAUUGUUGCUAUUUCUCAAGCAGCUCAGAUACACUGUUUUGAUGCGGCGACAUUGGAGAGAGAAUAUACUAUUCUCACAAAUCCUAUAGUCACAAGUUAUCCUGGUUCUGGAGGUAUAGGCUAUGGUCCUCUUGCAGUUGGUCCCAGAUGGCUGGCCUACAGUGGAGGUCCAGUUGCAGUCUUGAAUUCUGAACGUGUCAGGCCACAACAGCUAACACCUUCUGCAAGUUUUACUGGUUCCGAUUCAAAUGGAAGUUUGGUAGCACAUUAUGCAAAAGAAUCGAGCAAGCAACUUGCUGCUGGAAUUGUAACACUAGGUGACAUGGGAUAUAAGAAGUUGUCCAGGUAUUGCUCAGAGCUUCUACCCGAUUCCAGUGGUUUCCAUCAAUCAGGGAGUCCUGCCUGGAAAGUCAACAGUACUGUUAAUGGUCAUUUGCUAGAUGCAGAUAAUGUUGGAAUGGUUGUUGUUAGGGAUAUUGUCAGUAAACGUGUCAUCACCCAAUUUAGAGCACACAGAAGUCCUAUUUCAGCAUUGUGCUUCGAUCCUAGUGGGACCCUCUUGGUUACUGCCUCUGUUCAUGGCCAUAACAUAAAUGUUUUUAAAAUAAUGCCUGGACUCCUAGGAGGCUCCUCUACAGGUGAUGCUGAUGCAUCUUAUGCACAUCUUUACAGGCUACAACGUGGCUUUACAAAUGCAGUUAUACAGGACAUCUGUUUCAGUGAUGACAGUAACUGGAUUAUGAUAAGUUCUUCAAGGGGGACAAACCAUUUAUUUGCUAUUAAUCCCUUUGGAGGAUCAGUGAACUUUCAGACUUCAGAUGCUAGUUACACCACUAAAAGUAGCGGCUUAAGUGUGAUGACUAAGUCAGCUGUUCGGUGGCCAGCAAAUUUAGGUUUACAAAUGCACAAUCAACAGAGCAUUUGUGCACCUGGUCCAGCAGUUACACUCUCGGCUAUCAGCAGAAUAAGGAAUGGAAAUAAUGGCUGGAAAGGUGCUGUAACUGGUGCCGCAGCUGCUGCAACAGGCAGGUUGGGUUCCCUUUCAGGUGCUAUUGCUUCAUCCUUUCAUAACUCCAAAGGUAAUGAUGAUUUAUAUGUGGAUGGCACCACUUUGAAGACAAAGUAUCAUCUUCUUGUUUUCUCUCCUUUGGGUUGUAUGAUACAGUAUGUAUUCCGGAUAUCAGCGGGUAUAGAUUCAACUGUUGUGUCUGGACUAGGGGCAACUCAUGAAUCUGUUCCAGAAAGUGAUGGAAGGCUAGUAGUUGAGGCAAUUCAGAAGUGGAAUAUUUGUCACAAACAAAGCCGAAGAGAGCAAGAGGAUGAUGUUGAUGUGUACGGUGAGAAUGGAAAUUCAGACAGUAAUAAGAUAUAUCCUGAAGGCAAAAAGAAGGGAAAUAGUCUUCAUCCUGAAGGUAGGGCUGUGGCUACAAAAGCGAAGUUCAGCCUUGAGGAAAGGCAUCAUUUGUAUAUUUCAGAAGCUGAACUACAAAUGCAUCAACCUCAUAUUCCAGUAUGGGCAAAACCUAAGAUAUACUUUCAAUUGAUGAUGGCAGAGGGGAUAAAAAUGGAGGAAGAAACUGCCGUACAAGGUGAAGUUGAGGUUGAAAGGAUUCCAACUCGUACUAUUGAAGCAAGGUCAAAGGAUUUAGUUCCAGUUUUUGACUAUCUUCGACAUUCAAGGGUUCCUGCCUUAGAUGGUAAUGUGAAUGGGCAACUGCGCCAUCAAAGGUAUGUGCUGCCUGAAAAUUUCAGGCUUUCCCGUAGAAACAGCUCUGGCUCGCUUGAUUCCGUUACUGAUCCUGGAACUGUAGCUACUGAACAUCAGAAUGGGGUUAAAGAAACUGGGUGGAAUGGUCCUAGGAUGCCAGUAGAAGCUAUGGGCUAUGUAAAUAGUAUUAACAGCCCCAAAACAGAUACUUGGCUUGAGAAUGUAAAUAAUAGGGCGAGCUUAAGGAGAGAAGCUCAAUUAAAGCUUGUAAAUAGUAACAAUAGGAGCCCAAAAGUGGAGAAUCAAUUUGAAGAUGAGGGAGAUGAGUUUGAUUAGAGGUGUGCAGCUAUUCUUUUAUUUUGGUGGAAGGUUCAUUAACCAUAUGUUAAUAUUUGUGGAUGGAAUUGUAGACAAGAAUGAGAGGCUCAGAGGGCUGGACUGUGAAGCGGAAACGUGGAUAUUAUUCUAGUCUUCUCUUGAGGUUGUGUACAUAUAUCUUCACAGUGAUCACUUGUAAUAUGUAAAUAAAUGUAAGCAUAACUUAUAUUAAUAACUUUUUUUUUUCCUGAAAUUUUCUAUAAAUUGCAAAUUUCAUAUGUUACAAUUCUUGUGUGAGCUUGGGGAGACAAAAUUUGUUAUAUAAUAUGAAGGGUUGUUUUCUCUGGCA